CAAUUCGCGCCGCUGACCAGUCCAUCUGAUGGCCUGUAUCCCACUGAUGGCAGAAGAGAGCGUUGUUGUUGUGUCCCCUGGAUAUAGCAUACUUAUGCUGAGCCAGGCGCUUAGUGAAACUGGCGCCCAUCUCGCCGAAGUAUUGCUCGUCACAGGUGCUACAAGGAACAGCAUAGGUGCCCACCUUCGAGGAAGAGGGAGGGCUAGUGUGGACCAGGUUUCGACAGAGAGUGUUCACCUGGCGAAAGAUCAGCCUGCAGUUGAGAGUGUGAAGAGGGCGGCGGAGAGAGUAGAUCUCCUCCGUGUAGGGCAGGCUGAGGACGGACAGAUGGUUCCUGAUGAUCCGAUGGUCGCUUGGGUCGUCGCGUGCCAAGGUAGCGGGUGCGGCGGAGGUUUCGCAUUGAGGUGCAACAUUCAGUAGCGAGGAGGGUCAAUCAUCUUCAGAAGCUGAAAU
Molecule: messenger RNA, 454 nt
Organism: Penaeus indicus
Lineage: Eukaryota; Metazoa; Arthropoda; Malacostraca; Decapoda; Penaeidae
Exons: 2
Coding region: 29-421 (130 amino acids)
Source: RefSeq, a predicted model, not a curated record